This is a messenger RNA of Pseudophryne corroboree (corroboree frog), 3916 nucleotides long. RefSeq names its product integrator complex subunit 6-like. The coding region runs from base 205 to 2901 and encodes 898 amino acids. Gene Ontology annotation, biological process: snRNA 3'-end processing. Lineage: Eukaryota; Metazoa; Chordata; Amphibia; Anura; Myobatrachidae. The transcript is spliced from 18 exons. The record is from RefSeq and is a predicted model, not a curated record. Gene Ontology annotation, cellular component: integrator complex.
GCGCCGGGGAGGCUCGGAAGGAGAAGUUAUCUAUCAGUGAGCACGGUGCAGGGACUCAGAGCUGUAGUGAGCAGCACAGGGGGCGGCCCGUCCUGGGGCCGGGGAGCCGCAGCGUAUAGCCAGGGGGCGACCCCCCCGUCCGUGCCCACAGUGUACAGCAGCAGCGGCUCCGGGGCAGUGGUAGGGCGGCGGUAUGCGCUGACCAUGCCGAUCUUACUGUUCCUCAUAGACACGUCCGCCUCUAUGAACCAGCGCACUUACCUGGGCACGACGUGUCUGGAUAUUGCCAAAGGCGCGGUUGAGCUAUUUAUGAAGCUGCGUGCCCGGGAUCCGGCUAGUAGGGGCGACAGGUACAUGCUGGUUACAUAUGACGAGCCUCCAUACUGCAUCAAGGCUGGCUGGAAGGAGAAUCAUGCAACGUUUAUGAAUGAGCUGAAAAACCUACAAGCUACAGGACUCAGCACUCUCGGCCAGGCACUGAGAUCCUCUUUUGAUUUACUCAAUUUGAAUAGGUUGGUGUCUGGAAUCGAUAACUAUGGACAGGGAAGAAAUCCAUUCUUUCUGGAGCCUUCCAUUUUAAUUACAAUUACAGACGGCAACAAGCUUACAUGUCCGUCAGGUGUGCAGGAAGAGCUCCAUCUUCCUCUAAACUCACCGUUGCCUGGAAGCGAGCUUACUAAAGAACCGUUUCGGUGGGACCAGAGGUUGUUUGCACUUGUACUUCGCCUUCCAGGCGCAUUCUCUGUGGAGCCGGAACAGCUGGGCAGUGUACCCUCUGAUGAGUCUGCUGUUACUCAGAUGUGUGAAGUCACUGGAGGUCGUUCAUAUUGCGUGCGGACACAAAGGAUGUUAAAUCAGUGUUUAGAAUCACUGGUUCAAAAGGUUCAGAGCGGAGUUGUAAUCAACUUUGAGAAGACUGGCCCUGACCCAGCUCCUAAUGGAGAAGAUGGAGUUACAGAUUCCCUCAGGUCCAUUAAUUCAUUUGCUCAGCAAGCAUGGCAUAACUGUCAUAAACUUAUCUACGUGCGACCUAAUCCAAAAACUGGCGUUCCUGUUGGACACUGGCCAAUCCCUGAAUCCUUUUGGCCUGAUCAGAACUCUCCAACAUUGCCUCCUCGCACUGCACAUCCUGUGGUGAGGUUCUCUUGUGUAGACUGCGAACCAAUGGUCAUUGAUAAGCUACCGUUUGACAAAUAUGAGCUUGAACCUUCUCCGCUAACCCAAUAUAUUUUGGAACGAAAGUCUCCUCACACCUGCUGGCAGGUUUUUGUGAGCAGUAGUGGAAAGUACAGUGAGAUGGGCCAACCAUUUGGGUAUUUAAAGGCCAGCACCACUCUUACCUGUGUGAACCUCUUUGUUAUGCCAUACAACUAUCCGGUAUUACUUCCUUUGCUUGAUGACUUAUUCAAGUUGCACAAACUAAAGCCCAGUCUGAAGUGGCGACAGUCCUUUGAUAACUAUUUGAAAACAAUGCCACCGUAUUUCAUAAUGCCAUUAAAGAAAGCAAUGAGAAUGAUGGGAGCUCCGAAUCUAAUAUCUGAAAGUUUGGAUUGUGGUCUUAGUUAUAGUAUUAUUUCAUAUCUGAAAAAGCUUAGUCAACAGACUAAAAUGGAGUCUGAAAGAAUCAUUACAUCUGUUGGAAAAAAAGUCCCGCAGGAGACGGGAAUUAAAGUAAAAAAUAACUCCACAAGACUGUCUUUAGUACACAACAAAGACUUCAAACAGCUGCUGCAGGGGAUCUCGGGAGAAACCUCUAUCCGACUGUCUGAAAUGAAUGUAAAGGAGUUUCCUGGAUUUCAAAUUGGGCUUUUAAAUAAGGAACUGAAGCCCCAGACAUACAGAAAUGCCUAUGACAUUCCACGCAGGAAUCUCCUGGAUCAGUUGACGAGGAUGAGGACCAAUUUGUUAAAAACUCAUAAACUGAUUGUGGGACAAGAUGAAGACUGUCUACAUAGUGUACCAGUGGCUCAGAUGGGUAACUACCAAGAAUACUUGAAGCUAAUGCCUUCCCCUCUCAGAGAGAUCGAUCCUGAUCAACCCAAGAGGCUUCACACUUUUGGAAAUCCAUUUAAACAGGAUAAGAAGGGUAUGAUGAUUGAUGAAGCUGAUGAGUUCGUUGCUGGACCUCAAAAUAAGAUAAAACGUCCUGGCGAGGCCAACACUCCAGCGUCCCUCAAGAGAAGGCGAAGUAUGUCUCCCCUGCUGCUAAGACGACCCCUGACUCCUCCUAUCAUAAGCAAUCAUGUAGGGGGGAAAGGUCCCCCUGCAGCUCCUGGCAGCCCGGUUCCACACAACCUCAUCAAGCCUAUUGCCAUACACAAAGAUGCCAAUAACAUAGUGACUCCAGAAGGAAAUGGAGAGAGAACAGACAAUGGUCAGACUGUGGAAAGACAAAUAGAUGGACUGUCACCACUAAUAAUCCCUGCUGCUUUGGAUGAUGGCGAUUUGCUGCCUAAUAACUUUGAUUCUGUUACGGAUGAACUAAAUUGCUUAAAUGAGGAUAUCUUAGACCACAAGCCUGUUAACAACACACUUAUUAAGGCUCAUUUGGAUAGCUAUAUGGCUCUGGAGGAUUCCCUUGUGACUCAGGGAUGUACAUCAGGAAUGACUUCGCCAAACUCACUGCAGGAAAUGCAAACCAUUAUCAAUGGGACAAAUGCAGAUAUUAAGAUCAGGGUCAUGAAAGAAGUACGGAAACCGGGAAGAAACUAUGAAAAAAUCUUUGCUCUCCUUGAAGAAGUGCAAGGACCAUCUGACGUACAAAAGACUUUUAUUGAAUUCACGAUGAAGGAAGCUGCAAGGUUUAAAAAGAGAGUGUUAAUACAGCACUUGGAAAGAUUUCUAUCCGAACUGGAUUCCAACGGUCUGCCAAACAUUGUGAAUCAUGUCAACAGCAGAUAACAGUCUGCUUGGAAGACCAUGAGGACCAGGGAUGAGUUUGCUGUCGCAGAAGAAAGAGAGAGGACAUGGUGACCUCCAACACCUUGCAUCUCGGGACACUUUCUGGCCAGAGACAGAGGACAAGAGACGGAAUGACAGGUUUAAGAAGCUGCUCUAGGCUUCAGGACUUACUAUGAACUGUGAGGCUUUUUCUGUGUGGAGGGUGCUGCCCGCAGAGCAGGCUGGAAAUGAUAACCCUUGGUGGCCCUCCAACAGGUGAUGAAUGUACUUAUUUGUCAGUAAUACACUAUUGUAAUGCAGUAGAGAGCACUUGAGGGAGCGAGAGGCAAAACAAUGCUCUAGCACAGGUCAGCACCUUGAUCAGUGGAAGUUAAUUGGUGAUGGUCCAGGUGGCGUUCAACUUUUGAGUCCCGGCGUGCCUGGACACAGUGACAGUCAUUCAUUGGCAAACAACUGGGCAUGCUAGGUCUCGUCGUUCGACUUCUGGAGCAUCGCUAAUUUGCUGUCUCUGAUCUAGGUGGUGAGCUCUGCAUGGCGCAUCUACGAGUACAUGAGGUAGCUUGUCCCAUUUUCAGAAUAGACUGACAUUUUGUUUUGAGGGACAUUAAAGACAGCCAUGUGUCUGUAUCCCCCCUAUGGGUCACUAAACAAACUACCUCAGACUCUCUUCUGUUUUGUCUGCAGACUUUAAGAAAGUGCACCUGAGACUCCCCAGGUCCCCGACUUCUUUCAUCCUGUGAGCAGGACGGAGACUCGUCAGGUGGCCUUGCACUCGCUGUGCUUUGGAAGCACUAGAAAAGGAGAACUCCUUUUUUCAUUUUUUUUAUAAUUUUUUUUUUUUUUGUGUACUUUUAAUGUUUGUACAGAAAACAUAUUUUGGACAGUAUUGUUAUUAGCUCUGUAUUUUUGUGACAUUUUAACUUGUAUAUAGAGGUUUUGGUCUUGUACAUAAAUAUAUUAUAUACAUAAAGAUAUAUAAUAAAGCUUUUUUUUUUUCUUUUUUAUUAAAUUCAAA